Molecule: messenger RNA, 1550 nt
Organism: Anopheles coustani
Lineage: Eukaryota; Metazoa; Arthropoda; Insecta; Diptera; Culicidae
Gene: Alg10
Product: putative Dol-P-Glc:Glc(2)Man(9)GlcNAc(2)-PP-Dol alpha-1,2-glucosyltransferase
Exons: 3
Coding region: 43-1347 (434 amino acids)
Biological process (GO): dolichol-linked oligosaccharide biosynthetic process; protein N-linked glycosylation
Cellular component (GO): endoplasmic reticulum
Molecular function (GO): dolichyl pyrophosphate Glc2Man9GlcNAc2 alpha-1,2-glucosyltransferase activity
Source: RefSeq, a predicted model, not a curated record
AGCUAGUUUUAAAAUCAAAUGUUCUGUGGUUAAAAGGCAAAAAUGCUUGCGAAAUUCAUUCCAUUUGUGUUACUAACUGCUUAUUCUUUCAUUUCGUGGCUUGUAUUUAACAAAGUGUACGGUACGACGCAACUUGUUAUCGAUGAAGAGUUUCAUUUGCGGCAGGGUAAUCACUAUUGCAUGGGCCGGUUUCAAGUGUGGGAUCCAAAAAUUACCACCUUCCCCGGGCUUUACCUUGCAUCAGCCCUCGUGCUCAAUCCCGUGAACGCCUGUUCCGUGUACAAUCUGCGACUAACGUCCCUGGUAGCCGGCAUCGUAAACGUGGUGCUCAUUUUCCUGAUACGACGAAACUUUAUCAACCGGAAAACUAACACCGACCUCCUGCUGGAAACGGCCUCGCUGGCACUACUUCCCCCACUGUACUUUUUCUCACACCUCUACUACACCGAUGUCCUGUCCGUCACGGCCGUCCUCUUGCUGUUGCUGGCCAGUGAACGGCGAAGGCACAACUGGGCCGCACUCUGGGGCUUCUUUGCGGUGCUGAUGCGCCAAACGAACAUCGUAUGGGUGGGAUUUGUUUGUGGGUCGCGCGCUUUGGAUAUGCUGCUCGCCAGAGGAAAUGUGAAGCAAAUGUUACUUUCUCCGAGCCGGAUGAUUCACCUCGUAGGCGACAUAAUCGACCGAUUUUGGGCUUACGCUCUGGUUAUGGCCGGGUUCGUUGCAUUCCUUGUGUUCAACGGUUCCAUCGUUAUCGGUGAUAAAUCUGCACACGAAGCCGCAAUACAUCUUCCGCAGCUUCUUUACUUUGUCGUUUUCUUCGCCGCAUUCAGUUCUUCCUUGGUACUUCCAGCGGGUGUGACCAUUUUAAAGACUUUGAUACGCAAAUGGUAUCUUGUGGCACUUGCAUGCACCAUUGCCGGCGUAAUAAUCCACUACAACACCAUCGUACACCCGUACCUGCUGGCGGACAAUCGACACUAUACCUUUUACCUGUGGAACCGAUUCUACGGUCGUUGGACGUUUGCACGCUUUCUUCCGAUUCCGCUCUACGUGGUUGGCGGUUUCCUCGUAUGGAAAGCAAGCAUGCAGCAUCAAUCUUUCGGAUACAUCAUCCUAUCCACGGUGGCCAUAUUUGCCUCCAUUGCGUUACAGCAACUCAUCGAAGUGCGCUACUUUCUGCUUCCAUUCCUUGUCCUGCGGCUGCUCCGUAAAGGUGGCGUUUCGAGGAAGGCACUUAUUCUAGAGCUGCUCAUAAAUGUAGCCAUCAAUGUUGUAACAUUCGCACUUUUCUUUCAUAAAGAGAUUAGUUGGAAAAAUUACACAGCACCACAAAGAAUAAUGUGGUAAAAUUACAAAGCAAUCAAAACUGUAGGACAUCGGAGAAAACUUUUAGGCUGUUCCACACAUCAUCCCUUUGAAAGUCUGAUAUAAAAUUAAAUGUGCAUUCAGUUUGCCCUAAAGAGCUUAAUAUUUGAUUAAAUCUAUUCUGCAAUUGUUAAGGAUUCCCUUUGAACGCACAAUAAAACUUUGCUCUUCUAGUCUAUCUGUAA